AUGUGGUUAAGAUGGAUUCUGUUUUACCUGGUGUGUAUAAGCUUUCAGGAUUUGAUUAUUGUUGGAUUAGAAAAUCUUGCUUUAAACAAGCCAGCUUUACAAAUAAAUGACUAUAAAACGCAUCACACGGCAUCGGUAGCAGUUGAUGGAAAUGCCUCAUUUUGUUCUCAUACACAAAGUACAACAGGACCUGUCCCAAAUUGGUGGAUGGUAGACUUAGAAGCCAAUUACAAAAUUACAAAUGUCAAUGUUCUCAAUAGAGGAGAUUGUUGUGUGGAACGAUUGCAAAAUUUCACCAUUUCUGUUUGGGAAUAUGAUCCUGGGCCUCACAUCAAGUAUAACAUGACGGCGAAUGAAUUUUGUAUUUGUGCCACGCAGCUAACGGCGGUACCAGGAGGUCAAUGGGCAAAUUUAACAUGUACCAAGAAAUGCGUUGGAAGAUUCGUUUUACUGAUGUCUUAUUACAAUGAUCAUUUAACGCUGUGUGAAGUACAGGUGUUUGGUAAUCCGUACAGUGGUUGUUCAGCAUACUUGCCACUUGAAAAAUAUAUAAGGAAGAUUGAAGGUAAACGUGCAAAUCCAAACUGUGCUUUCUCGCCAUUUCAAGUAUCAAAUGAAUACGAGUGUAGUCAUCAAUGUUUACAGACGUAUAAAUGUGUCAGUUUUAAUUACAGUCCUCAAAUAGUGAAUGGUGUUAACUGCCAAUUGAUCAAAUGUUUUUCACAUCCAGUAAAAGCCAUGAUAUCAGAUAGUAAUUGGAAUUGGCGUUAUAUUUCACUGUAA
This is a messenger RNA of Lottia gigantea (owl limpet), 783 nucleotides long. RefSeq lists its product as hypothetical. The transcript is spliced from 4 exons. Bases 1 to 783 code for a protein of 260 amino acids. Lineage: Eukaryota; Metazoa; Mollusca; Gastropoda; Lottiidae. The record is from RefSeq and is a predicted model, not a curated record.